Cucurbita moschata (crookneck pumpkin) is the source of this 659-nucleotide messenger RNA. RefSeq lists its product as uncharacterized. The coding region runs from base 114 to 470 and encodes 118 amino acids. NCBI's taxonomy places the organism in Eukaryota, Viridiplantae, Streptophyta, Magnoliopsida, Cucurbitales, Cucurbitaceae. The transcript is spliced from 2 exons. The record is from RefSeq and is a predicted model, not a curated record.
UAAGCCCCUCUUACAGGCCCCAACUCAACUCCCCUGCAAUCCCAAGCUCUGUUUUUUCAAAUUUCCUCUGUUUAUUUUUUUUAUUUUCAGAUUUGUGGAGAUUAGAAGAGAAGAUGAACCGGAGAAACAGUGGCGGCGGAGGAGGAGCAGCAGCAGCGCCGAAGCUGGAGCUGAAGUUGAACCUGUCUCCGCCGAGGGCGAAUAGAGGAGUGGAGUCACCGAGCCGGUCGGCUACGGUGUCGCCGACGUCGCCGCCGAGCUCGUGUGUGUCGUCGGAGGAGGAGAUGACGGUGGGGAGAGUGAGAUACUCGAGCAGCCCUGAAGCGACAUCGAUGAUGCUGGUCGGAUGCCCACGGUGUCUGAUGUAUGUUAUGCUGUCGGAAGAAGACCCAAAAUGUCCGAAAUGCAAAAGCACUGUUCUUCUCGACGUUCUCCAUGAUAACUCCGCCGUCAAAACCAGAAGAAACUAGAAACAGAGACCAAGAACAUCAAAUUCUACAAGUCCAGAGAUAUUUUCUUUUUCUUUUUUUCUUUUUUUGGGAAUUUUAGAGUGAAGCUUAGUUUUACUCUGUUGAUAGGACAGUAGAAUUGUAGAAGAUGAAGAAUCUUAGUUUUUUUUUUUUUUUUUUUUUUUUUUUUUUUUUUUUUUUUUUUUUUUU